Messenger RNA from Physeter macrocephalus (sperm whale), 1907 nucleotides. RefSeq names its product MAPK regulated corepressor interacting protein 1 (gene MCRIP1). NCBI's taxonomy places the organism in Eukaryota, Metazoa, Chordata, Mammalia, Artiodactyla, Physeteridae. The coding region runs from base 871 to 1062 and encodes 63 amino acids. The record is from RefSeq and is a predicted model, not a curated record. The transcript has 3 exons.
GGUGGGGGAGGCACUUGUGCUCAAAGGCCCUUCCCAGGCUUCCCCCCACAUCCCCAGCACCUGGGGUUGCCCUGCUCUGGGGCAAGGCCAGGCCUGGGACUGGCCCUGUGCAGCCAGCUUCCUCACCCUGUGGUGUGUGUCCUCAGCCAGAGAGAGCACAUUGUCCAACUGGCCAGUUUGAGAGUGAGCCUAAAAACAGACCCCCAUCCAGGGCUGUAUAGUCCCCUGGGCUGAGACAGAGGCUGUAAACAGCACACACCCCAGUGUCUCAGUCACUAGGUUGGGCCUGGCGACUUCCUCCAGGCUCACAGCCCUCCCGUCACACCCCGGGGACCAGGAAGCUGGGCAGGCUCUGCUGGGCUUCUCACCAUUGGGAAGCACAUCCCCAUUUUACAGAUGGGAAACUGAGGCUCAGCAGAAAUGACACACUAGGCCCUGCAGGCAGUGAGGGCACUGGGACGACCGCAGGCCUUCCCCACAGACCCACGCUCUGCCGGCACUGGUGUUCUGAGACGUGAACUGGGAAUGUCAACAGAGCUGCCUGACUCUGGGGAAGGUGCUCCCAGGCAGCAGUGGUCCAAGCGCCGGGGCCACUCGGAGCUCAUGCUGCUCUGACUCGUGCGUGUCGCCGGCCCAGCCCCAUCUGGCUGACCCUGCCGCACCCUUAGCCAGCUGGAUUGUGGCUACACCCUGUCUCCUGGAAGGCAGGGAGGCCACAGCUAAAGGGAAGAGGCAGAUGCACCCCACGCCCUUCCCAUCUCUGGAGCCCUUCUGGAGAGGGUGGUCUCCAUCCCAUUCCUGUGUCGUGGGCUUCCCUUCCAGAGGCCGAGGGGAUCCGGCAGCGGAGUGCGAGGACCAGACGCCCUAGCGAUGACCAGUUCCCCUGUCUCCAGAGUCGUCUACAACGGCAAGAGGAACAGUAGCCCCCGCUCUCCCCCCAACAGCAGCGAGAUCUUCACCCCGGCCCACGAGGAGAAUGUGCGCUUCAUUUACGAAGCCUUCAAGCCCAUCGACCUGAGCGACCUGAAACGCCGGAACACGCAGGACGCCAAGAAGUCCUAAGGCGCGCCGGUGCCCCUCCCCUGGCCUCUGGGAGAUCUGGGUGCAGCCUGCUGCUGGCCUCCUCCUCUCCUGUGGGCCCACCUCCUGGGAGGGCGAGGGGGCCUUGCUUCCAGUAGGCUGAAAACCCCAGGACCAGGACAUGAUUGAUGGCCGAGGCCUGCCCCUCCUCCCUGAGCCCCCUUCUUUCCUCUUGGGGGAUCUCAAGCUACCCCCGACACUAGGAGGGCUUGGGUCCUGCCAGCCCCUGCCCUCCCGUGGGCCCUAGGUGGCUCUUUCGAGCUGCCUGGCCCUGCCUGCCCCCCAGGGCCUUGACCCUGACUCCCUUCACUUUCCUCUGCCCCCACCCCCCUACCCCUGGCCACUUCCAGGAUCAGGAGGGAGCCAAGGGGGGGCCUUUGUUGUCUCCUGUGCUGGUGGGAUUGGGCUAGGUUAGCUCCUGAGGUGGCCAGGAGGCAGGACAAGGGUGAGCCCACCCAUGCCCAGCACGGGUCCCCCACUGACCCCUGCUGCGUCUCUGGCCUGAACACAGGGAGUGUCUGACCCCUCACCCCACUCUCCAACCUGGCCCCUUCCUUCCCUGUGUCAGCUUCAGGAUGGCACCAGCUGUCUGGGCCUGGGACACUGCUGGGUGCCCCCUCCAAGGGUCUUGGGCAGCCAGGCCCGGCCCCCCCUUGGGAAGGGGCACGGGGCUGGCCUGAGCUGGUGAGGCUGUCCAGUGGGUCCUGCCCUGUGCAGUGAGUUGGGAGGGUCUUCAGGGCCAUUUUUUCUUCCUGUGCCCUCCAAAUCCAAGUGUCUGACUGGAACCUGAGAACGAGUGAAUAAAGGCGGGGUGGCAUUGGCUUGGC